CAGUGAGCUUGACAGGGACAGACGGGAGGAGGCGGCGGAGGCGGAGGACCAUAGCAACGGCUACCGCUGGACUUCAGAUUUUUUUUUUUUUUUGUUAACUUACUGUACUUUUGUAUUCGUUUGGCUGGGAUGGUGGCGCGUCAGAAGUGUAACACUGCUGGCGGCUGUGCGACGAGGCGAUUCAGACAAAAUGCUAAGACCUCAGCAUUAAGAUGCCGCGGUUCAGAGAGUAAGAGUCCCUUGGUAGAUGAAGCUGUAUAGGGUAUGUCCGCAGCGCUGAGAAUAUAUCACACGAAUGAUAUAUUAAUAGUACGACUACAAUAAGAAUGACUGUAUCGGUGAUUGGAAGAAACACUGAAGCACUGUGACGAUCGCCACAGUGCUGUGCUGUCGAACUGAAGAAGAUAACGAGAUCAAAUAUUUACAAUUAAUAACACCGAAUACUGUACUGGACACAAAGGCAGUGCGGCAGAUCAAAAGCAUUCAAUAAAACCCAUCACAAAAGAACAAGAUGUUUCGUCGCUGCUUCAGCCGCUGGUGUGGAGGGGAUGAAAAGAGAGUGGACAGCAGGACCAUCUACGUUGGAUACCGGCUCUGUCCCAGCACAAACACAUACCCCCCUCUCAGAUUCUGUGACAACAGGAUAAUUUCCUCCAAGUACACAGUGUGGAACUUUCUUCCCAAAAACCUGUUUGAACAGUUCAGAAGAAUUGCCAAUUUCUACUUCCUUAUUAUCUUCCUGGUGCAGGUGAUUGUGGACACACCCACCAGUCCAGUGACCAGCGGGCUGCCACUCUUCUUCGUGAUCACAGUGACCGCCAUCAAACAGGGCUAUGAGGACUGGCUCAGACACAAGGCUGACAAUGAGGUGAACAAGUACCUGGUGAGCGUGCAGGAGGAUGGCGGGGCGGUGCGCAAGGAGAGCGAGGAGAUCAAGGUGGGGGAUAUUGUGGAGGUCACUGAGGACGAGACCUUUCCCUGCGACCUCAUCCUGCUGCAGUCCACUCGAGACGAUGGCACCUGCUUCGUCACCACGGCCAGCCUGGACGGGGAGUCCAACCACAAGACUCACUUCACAGUGGCAGACACAGAGAAGGAUCUGCAUUCCUUCUGCGCCACCAUUGAGUGUGAGCAGCCCCAGCCGGACCUCUAUAAGUUUGUUGGCAGAAUGCACAUCACUAAGGAUAGCCAAGAGCCUAUUGUGAGGUCAUUAGGGCCAGAGAAUCUGCUGCUGAAAGGAGCCACCUUAAAAAACACCAAGAAAAUCUACGGCGUAGCUGUUUACACUGGGAUGGAAACGAAGAUGGCUUUGAACUACCAGGGGAAAUCCCAGAAGCGCUCUGCAGUGGAGAAGUCGAUCAACGCCUUUCUGAUUGUGUAUCUCUGCAUCCUCAUCAGCAAGGCCCUGGUGUGCACCACGCUCAAGUACGUGUGGCAGAGUCACCCGGGCCAUGAUGAGCCCUGGUACAACCAGAAAACACAGAAAGAGAAGGACACUAACAAGUUACUCAAGAUGUUCACAGACUUCCUGUCGUUCAUGGUCCUGUUCAAUUUCAUCAUCCCGGUGUCCAUGUACGUUACCGUGGAGAUGCAGAAGUUCCUGGGCUCGUUCUUCAUCUCCUGGGACAAGGACUUCUUUGACCAGGAGAUCGAGGAGGGUGCUCUCGUCAACACCUCCGACCUCAACGAGGAGCUGGGGCAGGUGGAGUAUGUGUUCACAGACAAAACGGGCACGCUGACUCAGAACAACAUGGAGUUCAUCGAGUGCUGCAUCGACGGCUAUCGGUACAACUACCGGGACUGCAGAACCGAGCUGGAUGGGUUCUGUGUCACCGACGGGCCUGUCAGCAAACUGCAAGAGAAGGCAGGCAAGGAGAAGGAGGAGCUGUUCCUGCGGGCGCUGUGCCUGUGCCACACUGUCCAGGUGAAGGAGGGCACGGAGCUUGAUGGCAUGGACGAGGUGGAUGGGAUCAGAGCGAGCGACGAUGCUGAGCAGUGCUGCUACAUCGCUUCCUCCCCAGACGAGGUGGCGCUGGUCAAGGGAGCCCAGAAGUACGGGUUCAUGUUCCUGGGCAUGGAAGGUAAAGAUAUGAAAAUUCAGAACAGGAACAAAGACGUUGAGCAUUAUGAACUCCUCCAUGUGUUGAACUUUGACCCAGUGAGGCGGCGGAUGAGCGUGAUUGUGAAGACUAAGUCAGGGGAGACUCUUCUGUUCUGUAAAGGUGCCGACUCCUCGGUGUUCCCACGAGUGCAGGCGGAGGAGGUGGAGAGAAUCCGGAUGCACGUGGAGCGCAAUGCCACGGAGGGGUACCGCACCCUGUGCGUGGCAUACAAGUCUCUGAGCUUGGAGGAGUUUGAGCAGAUGGACGCAGCGCUGCAGGAUGCCCGGCUCGCCCUGCAGGACCGUGAGGAGAGGCUGGCACAGGUGUAUGACCAGGUGGAAGCGGGCAUGCACCUCAUCGGAGCCACCGCUGUGGAGGACAGGCUGCAGGAGGAGGCUGCAGAGACGAUGGAAGCCCUGCACGGUGCAGGGAUGAAGAUCUGGGUACUCACCGGAGACAAGAUGGAGACGGCCAAGUCCACCUGCUACUCCUGCCGCCUCUUCCUGAAGAACACAGAGCUGCUGGAGCUGACUGUGCGCACCCUGGAGGAGGGGGGUUGCCCGAGAGAGGAGAAGCUGCAUGAUCUGCUGCUAGACUACCACAAGAGAGCGGUGCAGGACCGGCACAAAGACAAGGACAAGGAGGGGGUCACCAGGAGCUGGUCCUCUGGGUUCCAGGAGUUUGGCUUCAUUGUGGACGGUGCCACGCUGUCUCUGCUGCUGAACGCCUCCCCUGAUGCCAGUGCCAGUCGCUACAAGAGCCUCUUCCUGCAGAUCUGCCAGAACUGCAUCGCUGUGCUCUGCUGUCGGAUGGCUCCGCUGCAGAAAGCUCAGAUUGUGAAGAUGGUAAAGAAUUCCAAAGGCAGUCCCAUCACCCUGUCUAUAGGUGAUGGAGCCAACGAUGUCAGCAUGAUAUUGGAAGCACAUGUGGGCAUUGGUGUGAAGGGUAAGGAGGGCCGGCAGGCAGUGCGGAACAGCGACUACGCCAUCCCCAAGCUGAAACACCUGAAGAAGCUGCUGCUGGUGCACGGGCACCUCUACUACGUCAGGAUCGCACACCUGGUGCAGUACUUCUUCUACAAGAAUCUUUGCUUCAUUUUACCUCAGUUCUUAUACCAGUUUUUCUGUGGAUUCUCUCAACAACCCCUGUACGACGCUGCCUACCUGACGAUGUACAAUAUCUGCUUCACCUCCAUGCCCAUUGUGGCCUACAGUCUGCUGGAGCAACACAUCUGCAUUGAGAGCCUGCAGGAGAACGCCUCGCUCUACAGAGGGAUCGCUAAGAACGCAAUGCUGCGCUGGGGUCCCUUCCUGUACUGGACGCUGCUGGGGCUUUUCGAAGGGCUUAUCUUCUUUUUUGGGGUGUACCAGCUCUUCUGGAACCCUGCCCUGGCGGACAACGGGCAGGUUUUUGGAAACUGGACUUUUGGAACAAUUGUGUUUACAGUUCUAGUGUUUACAGUAACCCUCAAGCUGGCAAUGGACACUCGACACUGGACCUGGGUCAACCACUUUGUCAUCUGGGGCUCACUAGCUUUCUACAUCUUCUUCUCUUUCUUCUGGGGAGGAAUCAUAUGGCCCUUCAUGCAGCAGCAGCGUCUCUACUUCGUCUUCGCUAACAUGCUGAGCUCGGUGUCGGCCUGGCUCAUCAUCAUCCUUCUCAUCAUGGUCAGUCUGCUGCCAGACAUCGUGAUCGGGGUCAUCCGCCGGCCACAGGGGCCAGACCGCCACCAGGUACCAGUGCCGGACCCUGCUGGCUGUGAGACUCGCACUCCUCUGCUGUCGGAGGCAACCUCUGCAGGGGCUACUGAGCAGACAUCUCAGUGUACCAGGAUCUUACCAACAUUUCAAUACAAACAAAAUCUCAUCCCUGAUUGGAGACCGCCCGGGCCUCUGCUGAUUGGCUGAAAUGAAAACAAGCUUAUUAAUAAUAGCGCCAGUGUCACCCCGCUAUCAUACAAACUCUUCAAGGAACUGGACUGAAUAGGGAGGGCUACCCGGAAGGCUGCCAGCACAUCGUGCAGCGUGGAGGUGCCCUACUUAAUCUCCAGCUCUGAUCAACACCUUGAACAGCGGCGCACUGUCCUCGCAGUCACGCCUAAUGACCGGGUUUCGGGGCAAUUUCUUUUCUUGGCCAGCAGACGAUUCCUGUCUGGCCCAGUUCCAGAGACAGGAGGCAGUCCGGUUGACCUUGUUUCUCUCACAGAAUAACAGCCCACUGACCUGGCAAGCCUUACCAGUAACUUAAGAGCGAUCAUUUCCGGCAAUUCCAGUUCUAAACUUCGGGGGUGGGAGGGGGGAGUCUGAGGAUACCGUGUCCAACAGCUGAACAAUUUUCAAUGAUUCUGCUGGGAUUUAAAUGAUUAUUAUUGGGGGGUGGGUUUGUUUGGAAGAACGUGUUUUACGAAAAGAAAAUCUAAUCUCCGGGAGGCUCCACAUUUCACUGCAUUCGAUUUUAGAAGAUUCCUGUAUGAAAGAAAUACAAUAUGUGAUGUGCAAAGAAGGAAAGUAGAGAUGCAGUGUGUAAGUGCAAGGGUCGGACAGCACAGUGUAAACACCUGCGAUGUGUAGCAAACACUGGGUUUGAAAUGGCUGCCACCUGACCCAUUUUCAUGUGUCAUGCAAACAGUGUCUCAGGUGAUGUUUAAUCAGUGGCCAAUUUUGAGACGUUGCUGCAGAUUUUCAACCUCCACUUCCGUGAAGGGACUGUAGGAAGUGGUCUUUUAAGGAGUUGUCACAAACCGGUCAUGUCAAACCAGCGCUGUCCUGUCGGCCAUGGUGUAGACGCAGCUGUUGCUAUAUUUCUGUCCAACUGCCUUUUUAUACAUGAAUGUACUGGACUCCCUUUUAACAUAUUCUCUAAACUGUAUCAGUCAAGGAGUUGCAGUCUGGAUUUGAGACUCUUCUUAUUGCCUUCUUCUCAAAUCCUAGCUUGAACUAAAAAAAACCCCCAAAAAACCACAUUGCCAAAUGACACUUGCCAACCACACCCUUACAAAAUGUAUAUAUGCUGAAAGGGGGUUUCCUUUUGGGCCAAUAUUUUAUAUUCUGCCCUCCCGUUCCCUUCCACUUGUCUUUGGAGCUAGUUUCCAUUUCCAGCCUUACCUCAUCACUUCUUCAGAGGGUCAUCCAUCAAAAACAGACGGUUAACGACCCACUUAGGGGUCAGAUGAGAAAAGCGCAGACACUGAGGCCACAGGGAAUCCAAGAGAAGCCCAAGAGGGAAUCGAGGAGCCAGGCUUGAAUGUGACAGUCUGACACCCGUGCCUGUGGGCUGAGAUUGCAGUGUUAAUGAGACGGCACUGUCAAACCUAGCUCUGGAGAAAACAUAUGCAAUAUGUGUAUAACCUGUUUUAAUUAAGCAAGUUACUGUACUACCCCCCUCCAUUCUUCAUUACAGAAGUGCCAGUUCAGUAUCCUAGCCGAUUUUCUUGACUCAUGAGGUUGUGCGUCUGUGUUUAAUCAUGCAUUCUGCUGAAAUUACAUUCCAUUUAAACGUGUUUUAAAUCAGAUUACAUGCGAUUGGAUGAUCUAUGUUUUUGUUCAUAAGUCUUGGUUAAUUUUCUUAUUUAUUGAAAUGCAUAAUUGACCUUAAUAAUUGUACAGUAUUUUAUAUAUUCUUAAUAUUGAGAACGUGAUGCAGUUAUAUUCUGUACAAAUUUGUCCUAAGGGUCAGUCGAUUACUUGUGGAGUAAUGCCAUGCUCUUGUAUGUGAUUGGCUCAAUGGCAAAACCCUGCGCAUGAAUAGUGCUGGGGAGGCGGGGCUUUCUGGUGUUCUGAACAUGCAAGGCCCUCCCCUCACCAUUAUUAGCAUGCAGGUUCAUUUGGUCCUACUAGUUUUGUUGUUGUAGUGUGCUUAUUUUUCAUGAAUCCAGUGUGUCUAUUUUAAAACUACCCAGCACAUUGUGGACAUUCUUCAUGCUGAAAACCAACAUUCCCAAUACUGGACCAAUUGGUGUGUGUUUUAGCAGAAAAGGUCAGUUUCAAAAAUAGAUUAUUGGUUUAGAAGUGGAAUAAACAGAGAAGCAGAAUUAUAGUGCUACUAUGGCCUUACUGCAGCAGGAGCAGCUGUGCUUCCAGUUUGUGUUUAAUAAUGGGCAGUGCUUCUAAGUGAGCAACACAGAAAGCAGAACAUGACAUUUAACACCAUCACGCAUCUUCUGAUCAAUUUUAGCCGAUCCCUGGGCAGGAUUUGCAAGGAGUCUGUGUUGUAGAAUACGUUUUCUAACACUUUUAUAAAAAUGUUCAACUGAACGCAUCCUUAUAAUGCAAUUUUGUAACUUGUAUUUUUAAUCUUUCAAUGAAGGUGUGUGUUUGCUUUAUUUAAAAAAAAAAAAAGGAAAAAAAAGACACAGUUGUGCUAUGAAUGUGAGCAGAAAACUGUUUCCAGAAUGCAUGUGCUGCAGUGCUGUCCUGCCACCUUCAGAGAGGGGAGGACCACACAACCAAGUGACUCAAACCACUGCUGUACUUUACAAGGUGCCUGUAAACUAUGGACCUGCACCAGGAGUCAUAUCACAGGAACCAGUUCAAGAGUCUGCUUUUAAGAUGGCUUCUUUUACAUCUCAAAUGAAUGUCUGUCAUUGGUGUCAUUUUAAAUAAUAAUAAAUGAAAAGUUGGAUACAA
This is a messenger RNA of Polyodon spathula (Mississippi paddlefish), 6727 nucleotides long. RefSeq names its product phospholipid-transporting ATPase 11C-like. The coding region runs from base 512 to 4009 and encodes 1165 amino acids. NCBI's taxonomy places the organism in Eukaryota, Metazoa, Chordata, Actinopteri, Acipenseriformes, Polyodontidae. Gene Ontology annotation, molecular function: ATP binding; ATP hydrolysis activity; magnesium ion binding. Gene Ontology annotation, cellular component: trans-Golgi network; endoplasmic reticulum; recycling endosome. The transcript is spliced from 30 exons. Gene Ontology annotation, biological process: phospholipid translocation. The record is from RefSeq and is a predicted model, not a curated record.